Plasmodium gonderi is the source of this 1227-nucleotide messenger RNA. RefSeq lists its product as hypothetical. Bases 1 to 1227 code for a protein of 408 amino acids. Lineage: Eukaryota; Apicomplexa; Aconoidasida; Haemosporida; Plasmodiidae. The record is from RefSeq and is a predicted model, not a curated record. The transcript has a single exon.
AUGAAAAAACUGUUAGGUGUAUUUUUUUACUUUUUUUUAUUAAGCAAAUAUAUAGAUGCCAAAAAUGGAAAUUUGCGAAUUGGUGAUAGUAGAGAUAAUAAAAUGGAAAACAACAAAAAUGAAUUUAUGAGUGGAUGGGUUCCUUAUUAUGCACCUCCAAAACGUGGAACAAUGCCAACUGAAUUAUUGGUUGAACUUCCAGAAAAAACAACAUUUAGAAAAUCUGCAAAUGUGUCAAAGAAUGAGAAUGAAGAUAUGAUAAAUAUGAAUGAUUUAGAAGGAUUGGAUGUAACUAACAAUGACUCUUUUCAAUAUAAACUUCAAUUAUUGGAAGGAGCAGAUGACUCCUCUGAAGACACAGAAUUGAAAGAAGAUUCCUCUUUACCCCACAGUGAACAAACAAAAAAUUCAACUGAUGAAGAGAUUCUCUCACCUGGUGAUGAACAAAAUUUUGUUACAUUGACAGAGAAUAAUGCAGGUGAGCUAGCAAACCACAAACAUGAUGAAUUAACAUCUGAACCCGUGACUGAAGAAAUAACUGAAAAAACAGAUGCAGUAAAUAAUGAAAAUGCAGAGGUGAAAGAGGAGUUGCAAACGAUGCCAGAACAAGGACAAACCAAUGAUGGUUCUAUAGAUGCAAAUCAAGAAGAGUUAACUACAUCCAGUGAACAAAUUAUAAAUGAGGAAGAGAUGGAACCCCCUGCUGCUGCUGAGAAUGAAAGUGAUGUACCUGAGGAAAAUGUAAAUGAUGACUUGAAUCAGGUACCAAAUGGAAGAAAUGACGAGGCUGUUGAUACAACAGAAGAAACAAAUGGAAAAGAAAAUACUUGUGAUUUAGAGGAAGAAGGUGAUUCUGGUGAUGGUGACGAUGAUGAUGAUGACGAUGAUGAUGACGAUGAUGAUGGCGAUGAUGAUGGCGAUGAUGAUGGCGAUGAUGAUAAUGAUAGUAAUGGUGAUGGUAAUAAUGAUGGUGAUGGAGACGCGGAAGAGGAUAGCGAAAUGGGAGAUGAAAAAUAUGAAGAUGACUAUGACAACGUAAUGCAUAAAAUAAAUGAACACGAAGGUGACUCCACAGUGAGUGAUAAACAAAAACAUUUGAACAAAAUGGAUAUAAUGUCAAUGCUUGUAAUAAGAAAUAUAAUAAAUUCAUUAAACUAUGACUAUGUGGCUAUGGACUUCUUUGAGGGUUUGAAUUCGGGAUUAAUUAAUGCACUUUAUUUUUUUUGA